Molecule: messenger RNA, 8850 nt
Organism: Leptopilina boulardi
Lineage: Eukaryota; Metazoa; Arthropoda; Insecta; Hymenoptera; Figitidae
Gene: Epg5
Product: ectopic P granules protein 5 homolog
Exons: 21
Coding region: 467-8146 (2559 amino acids)
Biological process (GO): autophagosome maturation
Cellular component (GO): cytoplasm
Source: RefSeq, a predicted model, not a curated record
GCAAAAAAAAAUGUCUUCUGCUCUCACUCAUUAGACAGAAUAAUAAAAGAAAAAGAAAACAAACGAUAAAUUACAAUAGUGUUAAUGUAAAUACUAUGACUUAACAAGUGUUCAGUUACGUUAAAAAUAAUCAUAUAAAAAGAAUGAAAAAUAAUAAUAGCAAUACAAAGGAUGCCAUUUGUUUCUAAGAAAAAAAUCAAUUCUUCAUACGCAAUGUGAAAUCAUGUGAAAAUUAUAAAUAUAUCUAUAACAAAUAUCUAUUGAAGUGAAAUAUAUAAUGAUAAUAAUUAUAUUGAAGAGAAUUUGUUAAGUAUUUGCAAUAUGUAAUUAAAUAAUUCGUUUGUAUUUUUAACUUUGCAAAGUACGUAAAUUUAUCAUAUAUAUACGUAUAUAGAAUAUAUCUAUAUGUAUAUAAAUUAAAAGUCCAAGUUAAUCAAUCUAUUGUUUAAAAGUCAAAACAGCUGUCAUGGAGAAACAAAAACCACGGCAGAAAAAAAAGAAAGAUCGUAUACGAACUUCUCAUUUAUCGCGUGAAAUUCCUGAUGCUCCAACACUGGAGGAAUUUGAAUGUUUACUUGGUGAAUCGCCAACAAAUUAUCCUCGAGGUGAAGGCAUUGAAAAUAUGGAAAGUGAAUUGCAUUCAGCAGCAAUAGACACCGAGGUAUAUGAAAACGAAAAUUAUAAAGUUGUAAUUAUGGAAAAUGAUGAAAUUCCCACUGCUGAAGCUGUCGAAUGUACAGUACAUUUUGUCGAUGAAGUGGACACAGGAAUUCCAAUGGCCUCAGCGCCUUCUGAAGAUGUAGAAAAUUCUUCUGAAUUAAAUUCAAAAUUAGAAGAAAUGAGAAACAAUAUUUCGACAAUUAGACUGAUAGAUACAAUUCCAUCGGCGCCAAUUAUCGAAAAUGUCAUUUCACUGCCUGCGCAAACAACAAAAUUACCAUCAGAUAAAAAUAAUUUGAAAAAAGAAAAAUCAAAUUUAAAAUCACAAACAUCAACAAUGGAGAAAAGUAAAUUAGAUGAAAAAACAAUGAAACCAUUUAAUGAAACACAAUUAGCAGCACUCUACAAUAAUCAAGAAUUGUCACUUGUUGAAAGUUUUAUUAAUGAAUUUGUUGAUUUUCAACUACGCGGUCAUAGUAUUCGUCAACAGCAUAGACUACAAGAACUUGUAAUGAGUUAUCUUCGUGUACGAAAUCAUUUAAUUGUCAAUUCACAUGAAUUGGAAACACUUAAAAAAUCAUGUAAGGAUAUACAAAAACAAUUAUGGUGUUUAGAUAAAGCUGGUAUCACUGAAUAUGGCGAAUGUCAAGAUGGUAAUCCAGUGAGUGCAAAUCAUGAAUAUUCAGUUGCUCAUUUUAAUAAAAAAACUCUUGCGGCACUAACAAAAAAUCUUUCGGCUAUUAAAGAGUCCUUGCAUAAUACACACGCGUUAUAUUGUUACGAAUCGGAAACAUUGAAACUACAGAUCGAGCACUACAUACAGAGAGUUUGUAUUUCUUGUAAGGAUUUUGCUAAUUUACCACAAAAUGCGCCUAUUAGUUUGGAACCAUUUCAAAUAUCCUCACACACAAUGCCACAAUUGGUAGAACUGAGAAUGUGCAUAUCGAUAUUAUUUUACUUUCAACGACGUGUUUUGAAAGAUGGAAAAUUUGUCACCGACACUAGAGAUUGGCUAUCGAAAUUGGUGGCAAUUUUAUUGAGAGUCGCAACAUGGCAAGAUCAUUUAUUUUUAUUGAAUCACGUUCUUCGAUGUCCUGGAGGAGUUACAAAUUGGGCGAAAAGUUUUAUUCAAAUUCCAGUUCCAUCGAGAAAUAGAAACCUAACGUCGCCAUUAAAUGAUCCACAUUUGGAUCAUAUUGUAUCGACACUGGCUGUUAUUUUAUUGCCAAUAAAGGAGAGAAAUCAAUUUUUGGAACAAGUUCAAAUAUCCUUACAAGAGACGGGUAAUAAUAACGGUGAUACAGUUUGGGUAAUGUUGGACGAAGAAGGUGAAGAGGAUGAAGACAUUGCAAAUUGUGGGGCAAAUCUUUUUGAAAGUGAUCUUAUAUCACUUCUACAUCAAAUUCCAUUGGAUAAAUUAUUUGAACAAGUUUUAUUUAUUGAACGACAUAAUGAUAAUUUUCAUCAAGACGGUAAUGCAGUGACGGAACAUCAUAUUUUACGAAUAUUUGCAUUUUCAACUGUUAUUGUUCGACUUUUGAAAAAAGGACUUCAAACUUAUGAUUCACCACGUUAUCGUCAAUUGGCAAAAAGAUUAAGUGCCUUAAUUAGAGAUACUGUACAAUAUUCCAGCGAUUUAUGGGAAUUAUUCGAUAAAACAAAAAUCACUGACAAUUCAAUGUUAAUGAGAAUACAAUUGGAGUAUGAUUAUUUUUUUUUGAGAGCAACACUUUGUAUAUUUUCAUCACGAAGACUUGGAGCUUGGCAAUAUCUUGCUGCAAUUCCCUAUCAUAUUGUCUCUUCCGAUAUGCUUUGGAAAAUAUUUUAUAUUCUACACACUGAUUCGUCAAUUGCUGAUCUUCCUGAUUUUGAAAUGUCUCAAUGGGAAACGGAACUAAAUUCACCAAAGAUUUAUAAACAAUUUGAGGAGAAAUUAAGUAAUUUACCAGGCGAUGAGUCGUAUUUUUUACUAACUACUUUUGCAAAUAUGGCAAUGGCAAGAACGGAUGAUUAUGAAUUUGUUCGUGCGACAACGAUUGAUCUUUUUCAAAUUGGAUUUCUCAGUAAAAAAACUCAGGACACUUGUUCGAAGGAUGCGAGAUCACUAUUGUCGAAUUUGACUGAUAAAUAUUCUUCUCUUUUGUCGGAUAUUCUUCUAAAAUUGAGAGAUAAUUUUGUCUCAGUGGGAAAAUUGAGUUUGUAUCUAUUUACAGAAUUGAGAAUUGAAAAAUGGAUACCGCAGAAUGGGGAUUUAAAUGUUAUUUCAGCUUGGCUUCAUCAGUAUCCAUUGUCAUCGACUGAAAGUCAUUUGGCACGUUUGGUACUCUCGCAUUUUAAUUGGGGACUCGGAGACGAUAAUAAUUUACAUCUUCCAAUAAAUGUACAUCGUCGAAUUGCAUUAUUGAUGGUUGAAUUAUCAAAGAAAUAUAUUUUGGAAAAUCCUGUUCAAAGUGCAUCACUAUUGGCCGAAGGUGUAAAGCAAGUAUCAUCGAUAGUUCGAUCACAAAGUAAUGAACAAGCAUUUUCACAAUGGGUUUGGGAAAUGGUGUCAAGAUUAAGACUCAAUCGUCUUGAAGAAUCAGAUGCCGUUAGUCAGUACUCAAUUAUAAAUCCCGGUGAAGCAUUUUCUCAUGUGCCUGAUUUAGAUUCGGAUCCAAAUUUGGAAUCAUUAGUUAUUGUUCUCAAUGAAAAACAACCACUCGCCGCUUUUGUUGCAUUGAGAAUGACACUAUUGGGACAUUCAAUUCCAUUAAUUUGUUCCAAGGGCUUUGAACAUUUACAAAUAUUACAAUCCUAUCAUAAAUAUGAACAAAUGUUACACGUUCUUCACAAUAUAAUUCCUCUAUUUUUAAAUUGUUCGGAAUAUUUAUUGAAUAAUGAAAAAUUUCUAAGCUUGACAAUAGCUUUGAUCACUGCCGAUAGAACGUACAUGAAAAUAGCAAAAAAUCUUAUUGCUCCGGAAUUUCCUGGCAGUAUUUUGAAACUAUUUUCAAGUAUGAUUGAAUCUCAUUUGCACAAUUAUAAAAGAUACUGCUUGCAAACGCCUGAACCUUUUGUAAGACUGUGGUUAAAUAUUCUUAUACUGAUACCAGACUGGAAUCGGGAUCAAAGUGUACUUUAUUUAUUAGACACUGUAAUACGUGCCUCAUUUUUUUACAUUGACGCAAGAACAACAACGGAGAUUAUGUUUCAAAAUCUCUUCUCUCUAUCACUCGUGAAUGGCAAUGAGAAUCUCUCAUGUGGAAAAAAUUCAAGUUCCUUUGGUUCCUUCUUAAAUUGGGCGAUGGGUUCGUCAAGUUGUCCAAGUCUUCUAGGAGGAUCUAUACAGUCAAUUUGGGUGGCUUAUAUUAUUUUGUACACUGAACAAUAUGAAAGGGAAUUAAAGACAAAUUUAUGGAAGGAAAUUUUACGAGAAUUGUGCCUACAAACAAAGACUUCAUUGGACUCUGCCCUCAAGAAAGCUUUUGCCACUGUUAAAGUACAACCAUUCAGUGCAAACAGUUUGUCCAUUUAUCGUUGGUCCCAACAAGCGCUUGAUACACCUCUAGAUCAUCCUCUAUUACCUCUUUUGUGGCAGAAUUUUUUUUCUCUUCUCUUGGGAAGACCUCCGUCUUCAACUGGUGUCAUUGAUCAUGGUGGUGUAGGUGAGAAAUUUUUCGAAGGAAUGAUAAAUUUAAGCUAUUUGAAAAAAGUGAAAAAACGCUUACACGAUACAGUGGAAUAUUUUCAAAUGAAAGCUGAAAAUGAUUUGGAUAAUGGAAAAUUAAUAACCGAUGAGAGAAGAAUAUUUUAUCUUGAUAUGGCAAAAUUUUAUAAAACAAUGACAUUGUGGCUUGAAGAGCCAAGAUUACAGGAAUCUGGCCUUUAUCUUCCCGCUUUACCUCCGCAAUAUAUGUCACAAAAAUUAAUGUUACUUCUACAAGGCGAUAGAAAUCCAUGGUUAGAAUAUGUGGAUUAUUUUUCAGUACAACAAAGUCAACAGAAAGCAAUACAAGAAUGGCAAUUUGUGACCUAUCAACAAGUUGAUUGUCUUAAAAAAUUUUCACAAACACCAACAACACCAUUAGAACCAGUGGAUCCACAGCAAAGAAUUUUUCGACGACUAAAUAGUUAUGAGCAACCUGUACCGUCGCCAGUUUUAAAUCGUAAUAAUCCCGUUAUACAGCCUAUUCCAAGGGAUUGUUUAUACAAUUCGGAUUCAAUUAUUAAAUUAAUAGGACCACAUUUUAAAAUUAUUUUGGAUUAUGCACAGACAUUUAAUUUAAUGGUUUCGGAGCACACUGCGGUGGAUUGUAGCUUUUUGGAAUUGGUACCGACACUUUAUAAAGAAGUUGAAAAUUAUAUUACACUACAUGCACUCUGUGAUAUAACGUCUUCAAAUCAAAAACGUUCACGUUCAGGAACACCACCUAUUGUUCAUUGUGCUGGUCCAGCUGUUAUACGAGUCAAGAUUUUAGAGGCUCGUGUUAGCGAUGGUGUGGAUGAAAUGAUAAGUCAAAAUAGAGCAGAAUAUGAAAAUCUUUUGGUAAAAGCAAGUCAACCACCGCCAAGUAAAGUUACACUCGGUUGUGUUAUUGCUGAUCACUUAAUCGCGCUACUUGAACACGAAUUGAAUCUUAAUCGUACGACAGAAAAUACGUCAAUUUUGCGCAAAGUACAAGACAGUGGUGUUAAAUUAUUUUACUAUCUAGUUGAACUUUACAGCGAGGAAGCUUCACUCUGUCCGCCUACAAAGCAAUUAAUUACAACAUGCAUUGAAAAAUUGGGACAGUUGUUCAUAAGUGGAGAAGAAAGUCAAGGAACAGAAUUACUUAAAGCAAUAAUCGAACGGCCUAAUCUCGGAGGACUUUUGGGUCCUCAUUUUACUCCCGUUGCUGGUGGAGCUUCAUCAUUUUUACAAAUGUACCAAAUUGUGGUUGAAUUGUCAACAGGUUCCAAUGUUGAUUUAUGUUUUGUACUUCUUUCAAAGUUUGACGUUGGAAGUUGGUUGAAUUAUAGACGACCAAGACUGAGUGAGAGAUCAACUUUCAUUGAAUUAGUAUCGCGGGCAUUAUGUAACAUUGGAUUAAAUCCAGAAGAAGAUAAGCAAAUAUUACACGAGUUGUUUCGAAAUCAUCUUCGACUUGUGUUGUUACACGAAUUUCCCGAACAUUAUGGAGAAGUUUUGAGUGUUAUUUUACGUGGAAGUGAGGGACAAAGUUUAUCAUUAGAUGUUUGGCGCGAUUUAUUGGGAGUUUUGAGUGGAAGAGCAAAAUCUGCACCACCGAUGCAUGUUUUAAAAGUUAGAGAUGAAAUUCGACGUUACGCUACGGAACAAAAAAUACUUUCUCGACAAGAGAUGCACGAUACGGCAGUGCUGCUGAGCAAACAUUUUAUGAAUGAACGUUUACAAUACGGAUUAUAUGGUUUAUAUCCAAAAUAUCGUGUUUAUAAUGAACCGUUAACAAUAUUUUUGGGUAUGGUGGGCCACGCUUUAGUUGUCUUGACACUACAGUCAGAUAGAGGCUCAUUAGCUGAUCAGUUAUGUGAAAAGAUUUGGCCCGUUUUGAGUGAAAUGUUUGCGCCUUGGAUAACGCCUUAUUGGACGAGAAAUUUACGUGAACCAACAGCGGCUUGGAUUCAGCAAUUAACUGAUGAUCGUUCAAUUUUACUACCAUGGAUUAUUGCCGAUGGUCCAUAUGCAAAUCGAACUGUUGCCAUGUUUAUCGAAUGUGUACGUUUCAUAACUGACACAAUGCCCGCCUCAAGUAAAAUACUUUGCUAUCUUUGGCAAUUUUAUGUUACAAAUUUUGCUCACGCUUCGAUAAAAGAUCAUGUUUUAAAUGUGAUUCAUGGUAAUUUUUUAUCCCUACCUUGGGAAAGAUUUUCACCCGGUAUCAAUGAUGUGGAAUUUAUGAUUAAAGUCGUCGAUCAAUAUUUACCAGACAGUCAUUUAUUUUUGGGAAGUGUCUUUACGAUUAUUAAUUGGCCAUUGUGGAUCAAUGAAAUGCUUUCAGUUCAACCAUUAACAGUUUCGGCGAGAAUGCAUGUUUGUUUAUUGAAUCUUUUGGUGAAAUUAUCAAAUGAACCCAAUGUCCGACAGAAUGAUAAAGCUGUGAAAUUAAUGGAGGAUGCUGAAAAAUUUGCCUGGCAUUUGGUGGAUGCAUCAUCAUUUGAUCAAGUUAUUAAUUGGCAUGUUAUGAGUUGUGAUCCACGAGUAAUUCUUUCUAUUGAAAAUGAAAUCGUUCAUCCAAUCGAUAUAGCUGUUAAUAAUUUAUUAAAAGUUGUCGCUGCUUAUGAUCCAACAGUGACACAUUUUCAUCCAACGACAUUGAAAAAACGACAAAUUUAUGUUCGUUCUUGUAUGAAAUUAUUGACUAAUUGUACAUCGAGACAUAAAGCACUUUUGUCGACAAAUUUACGAGCAUUUACAAAUGCACUUUCAAAUAUGCUUGAUGAACUCGAAGCUGUUAUUACAAGUACUGUUUCAGAACCACAACAAACUGCAGAAGCGGGUCUUUUGGUAACUGAAUUAUUACUUUCGGUGAAUCAAAAUGGAGUUUUGGCUGAUCAUUUGAAAAUAAGUUGGACUUCGUGGUUGUCGAAAAGAACUGGAAAUAAUCCAAUAGUUAUUGGAAUUUUGAGAGUCAUUGGAGUUGCAAUUGCAUCUCCGUCAAUUUUGGGAGAUAUUAUGGAAGCUGCUUUAGAGGCUUAUUUCAGGCAAAAUGUUAUUGAAGACGUUCAACCCUCCUGGGCUGCGGUGCUAUCUGUUUUACAAUCUCUAGUACCACGCCAACCACCAGUCGAAGGAGUUUUAGUUGCUGAGGGAAAACCUUUAGCACUUUAUGCGAUUCUAUUAAAAAAAUUACCAUCUUGUAGAGAUAUUAGAGAGGAAGGAAUGCUUCUGACAAAUCUAAUUGAUUGGAUUACUGCCAUCAAACCUAUGGAAUCGUUUGAGAGUAAACUUCCACUUUUGUGGGCGAAAGUUUUGGAAUUAAUUUACAGACAAUGUCAAUAUAGUGAAAAUAUGACAGUUGCAAUAAGGGCCCUAAAGGGUUUAGCUCGAGCACUACUAACAAUUGCAGAUGAUGCAGGACAAGGAUGGGGAAUUUUAGGAGCAAUUGGUAUUCGAAAAGGAUCACAAAUUUCAAUCAGAUGUAAAUAUUUGAGUAGAGCUAUAAGCGUCUAUUGUUUAGCUCAAAUGCCAGAAUCAAAAUCAGAGCAACAAGUAGUGAGAUUCACACCUCAUUCACCAGGUGUUGCUCCAUUGAGAUCAAACGAUUCUGAUUUAAUGGAAAUUCGUCCAAGCACCGAUGCCGUGAAAGCAAUGCAAACACUUGAAGCCCUUCUAAUUAAUAAACAAUAUCUCGAACUAAAAGGCGAUAUCGAACAGGCAAUUAGAUUAAUUAGAGAUUCUGCAAAUUCUCUUCAUAAUGCCGUUGCCGUUGUUGGCACAUUGACAGGUGAAAUUUAUAAUCAAAGAUAUCUACACGUUUUAACAGAUUAAUAAUAUUUGCCAGGCUUUAAAUCCUAUUUAGGAUCAUCAGACUUUUUUUUUAUUAUUCGUAUCUAGUCAUCAUUUUGUUAUGCGAUAAAAAUAUUUUUUAAAACAAAAUAUAUCACACACUAUUAGAUAUUAUAAAGUAUUUUGAUACUUUAAAAUGUUUAUUUUGAUAAUAUAUAUAUAAAUAUUUACUUAUUGUCAAUGUUGAAAAUUAUUCACAUAUUUAUUAGAAAAUUGUGAUAAAUUGUUAAAAUAUUUUAAUAUUUGUUAAUAUUAAAUACGACACAAGAUUUAAAAAAUCGAUUUCUUUAUAUUUUGUUAAAUUUUUUUAAAAGUAAAAUUACAUUAUUAUAAUUCCUAAAGAAAUAUCUUUAGUAGACAAAUAGAUGUAAUUAUUCACCUAAUUAUUGAAUUUCAAUAAUUUUCACAUAAAACUAAUGCACGACGAUGGCUAAUUGGAAAAUUAAUUCCUUUUUUUUAUAAAAUGUAAAUAAUUCAUCAAAAAUAGAUUAGAAUUAGUAUAAUGCAAUGAUUUUGUAUGAUUGCUCAUUUAUCUUAACAAUAUAAUUAGAUGCAAAACCUAAGAGCUCGAAAAAAAAUUAUUUGAACAAAAAUAGGCUGUGUAUAAUUAUUUUAUAAAUUGUAUUAUAUCAUGUAUGAACGUUUGUUUAUGUAUUUAUUGUCAAAUAUAUUACAUUACUGCAAAA